AUGUACCCACCGAAGCCACUUUCCACUAAAGUUUUGAUGAGUUUAUUAACAGUUUUGCUGGCCCUGGGUGCUACGUUUGGUAAUGGUUCAAUUCUGGCCGUUAUCGCACGAUUUAAAUCCUUUCGAACUGUUCCAAACACACUUCUCGCAAAUCUUGCUGUGGUGGACAUGCUAAACAUAGCCAUCAACAUGCCGAUCUACAUGAUUUCUGUCACGUUAGAGGCGGGUUGGUUCAGAGGACAGAGUCUGGCGAUCAUGUCCAGCUUCUUCAACCGAUUACUUAUAAUACUCAACCUUGCAUCCAUGCUGGCUUUGAUGGCAGAUAUGUACUUUGCCAUGGCCUUUGAUCUGAAAUGUUUCGCUUGGAAAAGUACCUACAAAGCUGUGGUGUCCUCGUUUAUCAUCUGGUUCAGUGGCACCCUGAUUGUGGUUCUGUUUUCCAUCCCCUUGCUCCGCAUUGACCUUGGUGACGUUCAAGUUAUUGAAUACAGAGCAAAGAUCUACCGACAGGGAAAGUACUACAAUGCAGCGUUCAUGGCUCUCUUUACAAUAUGUUGUGGAAUACUAGGUUUUCUCACCAUACGCGCAAUCAGAAGGAAGAAAAAGAAGGUGAGUGGCAGGUCACCAGGUUUGCAAAAAAAAUGUAACAACAAAUAAGUAAUGCUGUCUUACAGGUAGUUAGGGAAAAAAAACUGUUUGCCUCUAAAGGAAAACUAAUAAACCUAUACCGUUUUUCAUGCGAAAAAAAUUAUCGAAAAUCCGUUACUGGUAUUAUACAAUCAGAACGUAGGCUAUUCAAAGCUUUUAAUCAAGAAUGCGUAGAUAACAUAAGCAAAUCUUAUCUUUUCGCCUUUGUCUUAAGAAUACGCACAAUUACGGCAAUUUCCUUGGUCAGCGAGCAGUGCCUACGCUAAAACACAAUAGCUAAUGACUGAUUGUCUUCCCAGCUCCAAGAAAUUUACAUUUGACGGCGUCCUUUUUCUUUUAAGUAAAACAACUUUCAUUACAAAGUGUUAGUUCAAGAAAUUAAGGUCAGUGCAUGGUUUGGCCUCUCUUUUUGCUGAUUUUCUAUCCCAGCGCAGGCUUGAAAAACAGAAACGGGGGAGUUAUUAAACAUACUUUCCGCUCUUGCUUUUCGUUUUCAAUUGUCGAUUUUUUUUUCCGCUUAAAACGAAGCUAUGCGAAUUCUUGAUGCGACGACCUCGCAAAAGAAUUUUGCACAUGUCAAAUCCCAAAAAUUGCAAACAUUCAAGUAAAAAUUAUUUCAUUUGUUAAAUCCAUAAAUCGUUUCACAAAAGAAAGACUUACUCACUCCAGUAGCUGCUUUCUAAAGCUCACUUUGUCAUAAAAACCAUAAGAGAAAAUCGACUCCGUUUUAUCGUUGUUCGUUUUAUGUACAUAUGAACCUAAGAGUAAGUAAAAUGAAGACCCAGGUUGAGGGAUAUCACUUGAUUGAACUUAUAAAACGGUGGGAGGCGCGUUUGGCUGAUGCCGCCCCUUCUAGGGGUUUCCAAAUUUAGCAUGAUCCAUGUAUUUGGACCUCAUCAGAACAAACGACGCUCUACAUGUGCUGGAGAGGAGGGAGCAGUUACAGGAUUAAAAUUUUAAAACUAGUAAUAGUUGAAACUACAGCUGCUCCCGCUCUGUAAAUUGUCGGUCAAUAGUAUUCUUGCUCGUUGUGUAGCUCUUUGAAAUAUACCGAUUCAUAAUGAAGAUUUUCACACAUAUUGCAUACAAUAGGUGAGAAAAAUAUAGACUACGAGUAGUCCCCCAUUUUUCCUCAGGGAUAGUAGAGCGGGCGAAACGCGUGCGCGCGUGAAAAUCACCCCAUGCGAAAAAAGGCGACACGGCGCCGCAUGUCGCCCUUUUUCGCGUGGGGUGAUUUUCAAGCACGCACGCGUUUCGCUCGCUCUACUAUCCCUGAGGAAAAAUGGGGGACUACUCGUAGUCUAAGAUAAAUACAGGAAACGCAAGGUUCCAUGCACAGUUUCAGUUCGAUUUACACAGCUUUGAUCAAAACAUUCUCAGUUUCGAGAACAGUUUAUUCUAAACCAUAAGAAAAGAUUAAAUUAGACGUUGAAUUUUUCGCUAUUUCUUACCGGAAAGUAAGCCUUAGAAAUUAAAAGGACAUUUGAUCAAUUCACGCUCUCCCAUUCUAGUCUUAUUUUAAACUUAACCGAGGAAGAACAUCUGUGAGCAGGGAAUAAGUUAGCACAGAAUUUGAUUGUCGGCGAAUUUCUGUAAUCGUUCAUCGUUCUGCUAAUGAUAAGCUCUCCGUUGUUCACUCGUCUUGCUUGUUUGGGGCUGAGUCUUAUUCCAGACAAAGAGAGAGUGUCUGUCAAGGUUUCCAAUCUCAAAGAUUUGUGAACUCGUGUCUGGCAAACUCUCCAAGUGUUUAUAUAUACGCAGUUAUACGCACAUUAUAACUUCAUUUGCGUUUAACCGGUGUCUUUUAGUCCAUGACUUUCAAAACAACUGCUUCACAGAAUGUCACUGAUAACACGUAACGCAGAAGAGUAUUGAACAGGAGCAUAAUCCUGACAUUGCUUGGGAUAUAUGGCAACAUAUGUUCUUAGACAUUGCUGAUAGCCAUGCACCAUUAAAGAAGAAGAGAGUGAAAGGAAUCUCUUCCCCCUGGAUUACUCCAGAGCUAAAAAGGCUAAUGUUUCAGAGAGACAAACUCAAAAAAUUAGCCCCAAGGUUCCCAACAGAUGGCAAUUGGACUUCUUACAAACACAUGAAGAAUAAGGUUGCCUUCUUCAAAGAUAACCGCAGAAACAUAAAGAAUACUUGGAAAGGAAUUAAUAGACUAAUUGGAAAUGAACCUAAAUUUAAUAAGAUAACUCAGCUGGACACUGGGGAUACUGUAAAUACUGAACCCGUCGAAAUCAGUAAUAUACUCAACACACAUUUCUCCAAAAUAGGACCUUCCUUAGCCUCUGAAAUUAAAGAUACAUCCAGUAAUUUUACUGAUUAUAUUACCCCCGCAGAACACAUUUUUAAUUUGGCAAAAGUAUCAUGCCAGGAGGUCUUCAAUUUAAUUUAGAAAAUACCGAGUAAUAAAGCUAGUGGUCUUGAUAACAUCUCAGCACGUCUCCUGAAAGAAGCGUCUCCCAUAGUUACUCGCAGUCUAACUUUUAUAAUAAAUCAGUCAAUUACCACUGGAAUAUUUCCAAAUGCUUGGAAACGAGCUAGAGUUUCGCCAAUAUUUAAAGAAGACCUCAGGACUGAUCCUAACAACUACAGACCUAUCUCAGUUCUGCCUGUAGUAAGUAAAUUAAUUGAAAGAGUUGUUUUUAAUCAAUUGUAUGAAUAUUUAAAUAAUAAUAACUUGUUAACUGAAUCACAGUCUGGCUUCAGACCUAUGUUUUCCACUGAAACAGCUUUACUUGAGGCUACGAAUGAAUGGCUAUGGAAUAUUGACAACAGUCUCUUAAAUGGUGUGAUAUUCCUGGACUUGAAAAAAGCUUUUGAUACCGUGGAUCAUGCUAUCCUUCUGGGAAAGCUUAAACUCUAUGGGGCCAGUUCUUAAUCUCUUAAAUGGUUCCAGUCCUAUCUAUCUGACCGAAAGCAACAAACGUUCAUUAAUGGAGUUCAAUCUGAUUUCUGUAAUAUAACAUGUGGUAUUCCACAGGGGUCUAUUUUAGGCCUUCUCUUAUUCACUAUUUAUAUUAAUGAUUUCCCUUCAUGUAAUUUGUUUUCAAAACCCAGAAUGUAUGCAGAUGAUACUACCCAUACCACAUCUGCAGAAGACCCAUGUGUCCUUGAACAUAAAAUGAAUUAUGAUAUGAAUUUAAUCCAGUCAUGGCUGUCAGCAAACAAAUUAACUUUAAAUGUUAAGAAGACUAAAUACAUGCUUAUAGGGAGCCAGUUUAAGUUAUCCCAAAUAAAUAGUGACUUCACAGUCAAAGUCAAUAAUACACCCUUAGAAAGAGUAAUUAAACAUAAAUCCCUUGGAGUUCAAAUUGAUGAAUCUUUGAACUGGCGCCCACACAUUCAUACCAUUUCAAAGAAAAUAUCCGCUGGUAUUGCUAUCUUAAGGCGUGUAAGUCAUUUUAUACCAUUUGAUACUAGAGUGAAUAUGUACAAUGCACUGGUAAUGCCAUAUUUUAAUUACUGUGGUGCCGUAUGGGGUAAUAUCAAUAAGGGACUAGCACACAAACUUCAAAAGCUGCAGAAUAGGGCUGCUAGAAUUCUCACCUUUUCUAACUAUGACGUUCGUUCAAGUGUUUUGUUGGAUGAGCUUGGCUGGGAAAGGCUAGAAUAUGUAAGACUUAAACAGUUGGCUGUGACAAUCUAUAAAAUCCAUAAUAAUCUUUCCUCGUCGUAUCUGAGGCGGAUCUUUACCAACACCUCAAAUGUACAUUCAUACAAUCUUAGAAAUUCUGAGUUAAAUUAUUAUGUCCCCAGACCCAGAACUGAGUCUGCAAAAGGGAGCCUACACUACAGAGGAUCUGCUCUGUGGAACAAGAUUCCCUCAGAGAUUAGAAAACUGCCUAGUUUAAAUGUUUUUAAAACUUCAAUUCAUGGGAAAGAUUUUUCUAAUACACCAUGACCCAUUGUAACUCUUAUUAUUCAUAAUGUAAGUUUUUGUAUUUUUAACAUUAUAUUCAAUAGUUCCUUAGAGUAUUUCAUUCUAGUGUUAAACACGAUUCCUAGGAAGACCAUGUAAAAUGAUACGAUUCCGUGUAUAAAUAAAGAUUGAUGAUGAUGAUGAGUAUCGAAGUAUGACUGCACAAUUGAUGUCACAAAAUCUACCAAAGCGGUCCCUUCGGGAUUUUCUGUCUUUACGUCAUCCUAACCAUUCGUACUUGCGGGCGCAAACAAUAGGAACGUCAUCAUUACCUACCGAUUCCUCACGGCCCCUGUUCAAGCAAAUCGAGAUUUUUUCUGGCAUACUGCGGACUGUAUGUUUCAGCUGUAAGUACUUUCGUUAAUAUACGCGCGAGUUACUAGAGUGCCUCCUCGGGAUUUCGCCUUCUGGGCGAAAUCCCUGCGGGGGCAAUAAGUACGGAUAUCCGCGAUGAAACAUAUCCAUAUUAAUGCUAAUAAUUAUCCUUACCAACAAAACUCUUCUUCCCCCCACCCCUUCCCCUUGGCCCACUUGCGACGAUCUGACUGGUUCCGAUAAGUAAUCACUAAAUGUGAACAAAACUCUUUGAAAGAAAAAAUGUAUUUAACAAUUAUUUUCAGAUUCUCUUACUUCGGUAUGGACACUGUAUGCCGGACUACCUAAGAGUUUGUAGGGGACCAUGGAUUAUUGCGUGCCCUACAUUACUUUGUGCUCCGCAGGGUUUCUUCUUCAGUUUUAAAUCGGUUCCUCAUCCAAUACGUCCUCCCCCUGGCAUGAAAUAAACAAAAGCACCCGAUGCCCUAAGGUAACAGCUUUACGAACAUCCUUGACCAUUAUCUUAGCAGUUUGUCUUUCAUUUCACAGAAAGUAGAGAUGAACCUACCUGCUCUUGAAGACCAAGCUCGAGUACAGAACACUAUCAAGGCCUCCAAGACAAUUGCUAUAACUAUAGCUGCGUAUUUCCUCUCCUAUCUUCCAGCAGUUGCCUACGCGAUACUGAGCCAACAGGAAGCAAGCCCGACCAACUCGUGGUUUGGGUUCAUCGCAUGGUACGCUACAUACUUUUCCAGUGCAGCAAAUCCCUUUAUCUACUAUUAUCGAUCCAGCCGAUUUCGUUCCUCACUCAGGCAGUUCGUCAAAGAUCCCUUUGGAGAAACUGACUUUAAAGAAAAUCCACAAGACCGUAAACGAAAAGGCAAGAAUGACGUUGAGGAAAUCACCGGGUUAGGGGGAAAUUAGGGACUUUAAGAUCUGGGACGCGACGACCUCUAGAACGCGGUGGCUGAUAAAGGACUGGACCUGUAGAACGCCGUCGUUUGCGCGCGAAAAGUAAAGUUAAGAUCUCUGUCGCGAUGCAAGACGACGCGGCUGCAAACCGCUCUUUAUCAGUCUGAUUCUUCGGCGAUUCUUUCGCAGAAAUAGCCAUGGCAUCAUUUAAGAAAGUCCAAGAAAUGCUUUGUUUGUGCUUUGUUCGAUAGCAUCACCUCCACUUCUUGGUUGACGCUUCGGUUUGUCAUCGCUUUCAUCCUCUGAUGAACCUCUUUUCUUCGUCUCUGACAGCUUCUCCAUCGCUUUUAGUCUAACAUCUUUCACUUUAGCCCGAUCGUAUUGACGUUUUUUGCUAGCUGUUCCCUGUGUUUCCUGUAAUUCCGCUUCGCCACUUUCCUCCAACGCGAUGAUCAUAUCCAAGAGGUUUUCUAGUUCCGUUGGCUCAUCGGGAGUUAUCCCAGUUGCUUUUUCCUCCGCUAGUAGUUUCUUCUUAUGCUUGUAAACAAGGAUUCCCACGUGGUCUCGGACUGAUCGCUUAUCAACCCUGAAUUUCGGCACAGUGAAUUUGUUCAAGUUGUCUGCUAUUUUUUCCCACAUUCUACUUCUUUGUGUUGACCCUUUCUUAGUUGUGUAGGGAUUUACAUUGACGACUUCUCUGCAUAGAAUGGCUUCAUGAUCAUGAGUCCAAAACAUUACUGAACUGAAGAGAAGCAUAAAAACACACGCAGUUUAAUAAAAUUAAAUUAAAUAAUACAGGCUUAAAAUUGGCUUUUAGCCGCAGAUGAACGCAAUAAAUCGAGAAUUGCAACGGUACAAGAGACGAGAAGAGUAUGCAGAAGACUCCAGCAUUCACUAUUUGCAGUUUUAGCUCGUGACUUACUUGCAAGCCUCGCUCGAAGUCGAAGUCGAAGGCGCUGCCAUUUUAUAAGCUUCGUACACCUGAAAGAAAUUUAAAAAUGAUCAAAAUCCUUCCAUCUCUGCGAUCUAAAAUGUCGCCAGAAAUUACGUCCAAUGAUCCUAGAAGGCUGAUGUUACAUGUUUAGAGGAAUAUACCAUCAUUUAAUUCAAGCACAGGAACAAAUAUACUCACGUUUUGUGCAGAACGUCAAACUCGCAAAACCCACGUUCUCGACGCGACGUGGUGACACGAGGACAACGGCUUGAGCAUGCGCAACAUGUCUCCUCUUUGAAAAUCUACUUCCUGUCGCGUCUUACAGCCGUCGCGUCUCGGAUCUUAAAGUCCCUAUUAUCAUGGUACACGACGAGAUGGUAUCACAGUUUGGUCAAUCGAAGCAAUGCAAUCACAUCUCUUCAACCUUGAGCACAGUGGAAGCACUGGAAUAGCAAAUCAACUGCCAAAAAAGCACAUUUCUGCCGCCUUUUUGCAUCAUGUGAUCGUGGCAUUGUCUCCAGCCGUAGCAAGACAUUCAGUUGAGGGAAAGGAAAAUUUUGCUCCAAAACGUGAAAGGCAGAGGUCAAAUGAAAAGAAGGAAGAAAAAAAGAACAAAACAAAUCAAGUGUCCCAGCAAAUUAGGUCAGAAGGAGAUAUGAUCAAUAAACGAAAGAUCUUCUUUUCAAAAGGGAAAGUCUAUCCGUUGAGCAAGUCAUGUGAAAAUAUUUUCUGUUACAAGAAGGAAGAGACUGAGGACAAAGGAAAUGAAGUGCUCCGGCAAAUAAGUUCAAAAAGAGAUAAGAUAGGCAAAGGAAAGAUCUCAUUUUCAAAAACACAGAUACGUCCGUUAAGCAAGUCUUGUGAGAAUAUGAAAUACUUUUCUUAG
Messenger RNA from Porites lobata, 7620 nucleotides. NCBI's taxonomy places the organism in Eukaryota, Metazoa, Cnidaria, Anthozoa, Scleractinia, Poritidae. The record is from the annotation of a GenBank genome assembly.